GUGGCGCCACCGAGUGCGCCCGAGCGCUCGUGACGUCACUUUCAGGCGACCGGAGCGUUCUGCUGAAGCGCUAUGAGCGGGGACGAUGAGGUGAAUCUCCUGGUCGUCGUCAUCGACACUAACCCCAUCUGGUGGGGGAAGCAAGCAUUGUUGGGCUCAGAGCUUACAUUAUCAAAAUGCCUCGAUGCAGCCAUGGUGUUGGGAAACUCACACUUAUUUAUGAACCGCAACAACAAACUUGCUGUGAUAGCCAGUCAUAUACAAGAAAGCCGUUUCCUGUACCCUGGAAAACACUGGGCAUCUCUCGAUCUCUUUGGAGAAUCUGGAGAAUCGAAUAUUUCUGGCAGCAAGGACGGAAAAUAUGAAUUAUUAACCACCAUAAAUGAAACCAUUGCAGAGGAGAUAAAGGAGCUGAUGACCAAUACUGAAGUAAAGGGGCAGCAGACAGAAACACUGCUGGCUGGAUCUCUUGCUAAAGCACUUUGCUAUAUUCACAGGAUGACAAAAGAGAGUAAAGCCAGCCAGGAAAUAAAGUCCAGGAUUUUGGUCGUAAAAGCUGCCGAAGAUAGUGCAUUGCAAUAUAUGAACUUCAUGAAUGUGAUCUUUGCAGCCCAGAAACGGAAUAUUUUGAUUGACGCCUGCGUGUUGGACUCUGAUUCAGGACUUUUGCAGCAGGCGUGUGAUAUCACUGGCGGUAUCUACUUGAAAAUUCCCUACAAGCCCUCUCUUCUGCAGUAUUUGCUGUGGGUUUAUCUGCCUGAUCAAGAACAGAGAUCCCAGCUGAUCCUUCCACCCUCUGUUCACGUUGACUACCGUGCUGCCUGCUUCUGCCACAGAAAUCUCAUUGAAAUUGGUUAUGUCUGCUCUGUGUGUUUGUCAAUAUUCUGCAACUUCAGUCCAAUUUGCACCACUUGUGAGACCGCUUUCAAGAUUUCGCUGCCGGCUGUCAUGAAAUCAAAGAAAAAGAAACUGAAAAUGGCUGUGUAGCAACAUCAUCCAUCUCUGUUGCCUUCUGCAUGGAAUCCUGGAUCCUGGAUUGUAACUUUAAAGCUACAAAACUGGGGUGCCAGAAACCGAAAUGUAUAUUGACACGAUCAACAAAGGGCUACAUAUUGCAAACCAGUCCAUAAAUUGUCCAGAACACUGUUUCUGUUCUAAAGUGUUAUAAAAUCAUGGUGUUUCAUCUGCCACUGGUUUGAACCAACACCUGAAAUCAGAGGAGGAGGAGGAAAUAAACAAAGCAAAGAUGGUAUGUAAAACUCAUCUCAUGUAUCAUACAUAGAGAAAUCAAAGUGAUUUGACACCUUAGUUCCAAACAAAGCUCCUUUUAUUUAACCAGGAGUUUGUGAGUUCUAGUCCUGCCUGAGGCAUGAAAGCUGGCUGGGUGGCCUUGGGCCAGUCACUCCCUCUCAGCUCAACCCACCUCACAGGGUUGCUGUUGUGGGGAAAAUAGGAGGAGGAAGGAGUAUUAGGUAUGUUUGCCACCUUGAGUUAUUAUAAAAAUAAUAAAGGCAGGAUAGAAAAUGAAUAAAAUAAAAUAAAUUAUUAAAAAGGUCUAAAAUUUCAGGGCUCCUGGGCUGGUCCUGCAGAAGCUCUUUGGGAUUCACAGAGAAACUCUCUGAUUUAGAGAAGCGUUAGGGUCAGAAUUGCUGUAAGCUACAUUUUUUGAUAUGGUUCAGGUCUAAAAGAUUUCCCUUUUUUGACGACAGUGACUGCAUCUGUUUUAAGUGUCUCUCAGUUUCUUGUUUUGGCAAGAUUUAUGUUAACCCAAACCAACAAAGCUGAUUCCAAUGGGAUUCUCAAGACUCCUCAAUACUUUUGGUAGUAAAAAUUGCCUGCAGGCUUCUCUUUUAUGGAUAGUGAAGAUCUCAGUAAUAAUGUUUUCCAUGUAGGCAAAUCUGCUGAAAGCAGGUUGGCUGGUUUGAGAAGAGGCAAGAGUUCAUCUUUCAUCUUGGUUUACACACAAGCAACUUUAACACGUGAUUUAUUCUCUCUCCAUUGGCAUAUCUCUUUAGCAUUAAUGUCGACACAGCCAAACCACCAUUCAUUCCAUCCUUUAAGUAUUGUGACUCUUUUUUGAACCAAAAUAUAAAGAUUUACUCUCUUAUAUACUCGCUUACUUCCUAGAAACAAUUUGAUUUGUUUAACUUAUUGAGAUACUUGUUUUAUACAAAACAUUUUACUGUUGGCUAGUUGGAUGCUGUUAUUGUUUAACAGUCUUUUCCAUUGCUCCUUAAUAAACAUUUCUAAGAAGACAGAAAAA
This is a messenger RNA of Candoia aspera, 2263 nucleotides long. RefSeq names its product general transcription factor IIH subunit 3 (gene GTF2H3). Gene Ontology annotation, cellular component: transcription factor TFIIH holo complex; transcription factor TFIIH core complex. Gene Ontology annotation, biological process: regulation of DNA-templated transcription; nucleotide-excision repair. The coding region runs from base 73 to 987 and encodes 304 amino acids. The transcript has 13 exons. The record is from RefSeq and is a predicted model, not a curated record. Lineage: Eukaryota; Metazoa; Chordata; Lepidosauria; Squamata; Candoiidae.